UCAUCACAACUUGUGGAGUAUUCAACUAUUGAGAUAAGAAACGUGUUAUUUGUCUCAAGAACUCAAAUCUCAAGGCAAUUUAUUUAUAACAUAAACCUUAUAGUUGAAAUCAAACGAACACAGUAAUAUUAUCAAAAGGUUCCUAAUUCCAAUUCACUAAAAACCCGCACGACAAUCAUCCAAUAUGUAUUAGACACAUACAUAUUAGCCCCAAGUGUCUUCACUUCAAAGAACACAGGAGUCUCCAAAGUAGAUUAAGUACCUUAUUUUUUACAAAUCAGUUAACCACCUUCCUUAAAAAACAUCUUUAAAACAAAAUGAGGAGAGAAAAAAAAAAAAACCCAAUUGUUGGAAAAUAGAGCCUGUGGAUUGAGGAAGAAUGGCACAGAGGUUCCAUUAUAUACUCUGAUGCAGAUUUCAGGGAAAGCAGUGUGUGCAUGUAAUUCCAGAGAUUAAGACAGAUGAAAAGAAAACAUCUCUUUCAAUUUUGUUUUUUUACUGUCUGAAAAAGAGUUCAUUUUUCGAGUCCCAAAUCUGCACGUUUCGUCUGCUGCAUUUGAAAGCUCCUUUUUACCUUUACAUCAUGAUCCAAUUUCAAGAGGAAAGAAAAAAACAUUCCCAGCUUCAUGAUUCACUAAUCAACCAAAAGGUUAAUCCUAAGACAAAGAGAGCUUCUCAUUAAAUAUGAAGUGGCAGACAAGUUUUGAGGAACAAACAAGUGCACAAGAGAGAUUCAUGGCUUAAACAAGGUUGUUUGUGGAAGUGGAUAAAUGAUUAGGCCAUUAACGAGCUGAGAAGAAAGAAAAAGAGGCUCCAAUGGCAUCUAAUGAAGUUUGGCCAUUGCAGAGAAGUCGCUUUCCAUUCCAUUGCAGCCAAAGCCAUGUUCAGAACCUUCAGAAAAGAGUUUACGUCUCAACCAAAACUUUCAUCCCAAUGAUUCCUCUAUAAUCACCAAUGAUCAAUCAAAGUAUAAGGAAAAAGCAAACUAAAAAGAAAAAAAAGAGAAACUGAUAUCAUCUAAAACUGUUUUCACAAAAUGAAAGAGAGAGGGACCAAAUAAUUUGGCGUGUAAAAGUGGAACUGCCCAAGAUUCUAUGCACUAAAAAAGAAAAGAAAAAUGGGAAUGGGAGACAAAAUGAAGGAAAACGAAAAGGCAUUGAGACCCAGCUGGAGAUUUGAGAUUUAUAUUCUUCACCACUCUCCAAAAAUGUAAAUUUUGGCCUUUUUUUCCCCCUCUUCUGAAUUAUCUGCAAUGGAACAGUAGAGUCAGUUCAUUUUCUUUCUCGUGUAAAAGAACAGAACGUUGGCUCGUUAAACGAGGGUGAUGUCCUUCCCCUUUCUUCUUUGGAUUAUUGCUUGUACUCGCUUGCUUUUAACUUCCAUCCUCCAUAAAAGAGAACUACAGAGAGAGAGAAAGAGGUAAGAAGAAGAACGAUGGGUCGAUUUUGAAUUAUAGAGUGGGCACUCAAUCUCUGCUGACUGCAGCUGAUACCCUUUUCUUUUGGUACACUUAUAAUAUUCAGGAUUCACAGUUUCAAUUUUUCUGCUACACUUUUUCUCUGUCACUCUUCACCCAAAUUCUCCCCCUCCCCACCCUUCCAAUUCAAUCUACAAAUUCUUCUCUCUUAAAUCUUCCCCUUAUUUAAACAACUUCUUCUUCUUCUUCUUUUUCUUCUUCUUCCAUACUUACCUUUACUCUUUAACCUUUGAACUCCUCUUCUUUCUACCUUUUCAAGUCUCUGAAAAGAUGGGCAGCCUUCAAAAUUGGCACAGAAACAAACAACACAUUUCAAUUUCCUUGCUCCUCCUCUCUGUUUCCAUCUUUGUUGAUGUCAUAUCCAUGGCUGAAGGCAGAGGAAUUCCAACUCCAUUAAUGGAGGGCAGGAAGGUGGAGGCAGCAGGCAGCUGGCCGGAGCUGCCGGAGAAAGUGGGGAUGAUUAGGAGUCAAAUAGGGUCACGGCCGCCGAGCUGCCGGAGAAGGUGCAGGGAAUGCGGCGGACAUUGUGAGGCAAUUCAAGUACCAGUGGCACUGCAUGACUCACAACAGAAUCAAAGGAAAAAAAGAAGCAGCCAUUUCCCUGCUGCAGCGGCAACAUCAGCAGGAGCUUCAAACAAGGAUAUGGCUCUCUCUAGUGAAGAUGAGACCUCUAAUUACAAACCCAUAAGCUGGAAAUGCAAGUGUGGGAACUUCAUCUUCAACCCAUGAUUUUUUUUGUUCCUUCUUUCUUCUCUGAAAAUUUUCUUGAAUAAAAACACCAACUUGUAUAAAGAUCAGAUCAAAAGCCGGAAAUGACCAUCUUGUCCAAUCAUAGUUUCUACCUCCCUUCCCUGUCGCUGUAUUUUGGGGAACUUUUUGUUGGGAAUGCUUUAAUUUCUGUGUUUUCCAAGACAGUAAGAAAGGGGACGUCAGCUUGAGGAAAAUUGCAGAGAUUUGGUAAUUGUAAAGGGAAAUGGGGUAAAUGGUAAUGAGAUUUUGAAAGUUCAGAAGAGAGAGAGUUAUGAUGACAGAGAGGGAGUGGGGGAGAGAGAGAGAGGAUUGUAAAGAAAAACGAGGAAGUGUUGUGUCAGGUAAGAUUUCAGACAGUUCUGGUUUUCGUAUACUACAAGAUUUCUAGAUCUGGAAAAA
Momordica charantia (bitter melon) is the source of this 2626-nucleotide messenger RNA. The record is from RefSeq and is a predicted model, not a curated record. NCBI's taxonomy places the organism in Eukaryota, Viridiplantae, Streptophyta, Magnoliopsida, Cucurbitales, Cucurbitaceae.